UAUAUGUGUACAUAUAUACAUGUGAAUGAAUGUAAAAUAUAUGUAUUUAUAGCGAUAACGGUACAUUGAGAGUUUGAAUUGCGGCUCAAAAUUAAGGGAUUCACUUUUGAAUGUUUCAAACUUUGCGCUAAAAUUUUUGCGAAUGAUGUGUUGUUUAGUGGAUCUUUCUCCACAUACUAAAUUUAGGUCUCGUCGGAAUUUCCUUGAUUUUUGCCUUUUACGGAUUAAUCAACAUACAUCGCGCUCUUCUCGUAAUGUAAUUCGUAUUUCCUUUUUUUUUUUUUUUUGCCUUUUUGUUUAUCAUUGAUGAUUUUAGCAGCUAAUUUUAUGCAUAGAAGAGUAUCUUAUUCACCAAUCUUUAAUUUGAUUGUAAUCUUUCACAAGCAUAUAUAUUCUAUGUGUGUGUGUGAUUUGUUUUCCAUGUUUUGAUGAUCUACAAUGAUUAUAACAGGUUACUCCAUUCAAAAAAAAUAUAUAUAUAUAUAUAUUUCCAAAAUUAAGGCAGUGGAAAACAGACUGAAUCAACUAUAUAAAAGGGAGGUUUAGGAUACCAGAAGGAGAAGAUGAAUAAUUCGGUGUCGGACCAGAGUUUUUACAUUGAGAGCGAAGAUGAAGAUCAGGAGAAUGAAUUUAACAAAGGUGAAGAUGAUGGGAAUGAUUCGGAUUCUUCCAAUUAUUCAAAUGAAAACGGGCAGCAGAGCAAAACCGGUUCUCUCAACACCACCACAUGGCCUCAAAGUUACAGGCAGUCAAUUGAUCUGUAUAGUAGUGUGCCAUCUCCAAGUAUACAAUUUCUUGGCACUAGUUCAUUAUCAAGAUUAAGCAGUUCAUUUCUUUCCUCAUCACUGACAAGGCGACACACUCCUGAGAUUCUACCUUCUGAGUCUAAACCUCUGUUGUCAACACCAGAAGAUGAGCGACAACCGAAACAAAGACGUAGUUCACAUUCUCUGCUUCCUCCUAUUCCAUCAAGGAAGUCUUCUGUGAGGAAAUCAGUCAAGAUUUCACAUGAAAUUCCAGUUUGUCAACAGAGCUCAUACGGCCAAGCUGUGCUAAAUGGCAUGAAUGUUCUAUGUGGUGUGGGAAUCCUUUCUACUCCUUAUGCUGUCAAAGAAGGUGGAUGGGCUGGGAUCUCGAUAUUGAUUAUUUUUGCAGUGCUUUCUUUCUACACUGGGCUCCUCUUGCGUUCCUGCUUGGAUAGCCAACCUGGGCUCGAGACUUACCCAGACAUUGGCCAGGCGGCAUUUGGUACUACGGGGCGUUUUGCCAUCUCAAUAAUUUUAUAUGCGGAAUUAUAUGCUUGUUGUGUCGAAUAUAUUAUUUUGGAGAGUGAUAACCUAUCGUCAUUAUUUCCAAAUGCGCAUUUAAAUUUGGGAGGAUUCGUAUUGAAUUCACACCAUUUGUUUGCAUUGUUGGCCACCCUUGCUAUUCUUCCUACGGUUUGGCUCCGAGACCUCAGUUUGCUUAGUUACAUCUCUGCUGGUGGAGUCAUUGCCUCAAUAUUGGUAGUCCUUUGCUUGUUUUGGGUUGGCUUGGUGGACAAAGUUGGCUUUGAGAGCGAAGGGAGGACAACCCUGAACCUCACAACCCUUCCUGUUGCUCUCGGUCUCUAUGGUUAUUGCUACUCGGGACACGCUGUCUUUCCCAAUAUCUAUACAUCAAUGGAGAAACCAAGCCAAUUCCCUUCAGUCCUCUUGGCUAGUUUUGGUAUCUGUACUUUGAUGUAUGCUGGAGUAGCUGUGAUGGGAUACUUGAUGUUCGGAGACUCAACGCUGUCUCAAUUCACUCUUAACAUGCCCCAAGAUUUGGUUGUAUCCAAAAUUGCUGUGUGGACUACGGUAGUUAAUCCAUUUACCAAGUAUGCAUUAACCAUGAUGCCAGUGGCAAUGAGUUUGGAGGAAUUGAUACCUUCAAACAAUCGUAAAUCUCGCAUGUAUGCGAUCCUCAUCAGAACUGCAUUGGUGAUUUCUACUGUGGUUGUGGGUCUUUCCAUCCCCUUCUUUGGUCUGGUGAUGGCCCUGAUUGGAUCUUUACUUACAAUGCUAGUAACCUUGAUACUUCCUUGUGCCUGUUAUUUGAGCAUCUUGAGGGGGAAAAUAACUUGCUUUCAGAUAUCGCUUUGUACGUUGGUUAUCACUGUAGGUGUCAUAUCGUCAAUCAUCGGAUCGUAUUCAGCCCUCGCUAAAAUCAUUGGGCAAUUGAGGUGAUAUUUUUCCGAAAUAGUUUGGAAGUGAGAUUUUUUUGGAUUAUCUACAUUUUUUUUUGGGUUCCCCUAGUGGAUGGUUAUGUAGACUUGGUGCUGCAAUUUUCUAUCUUGUGUUUCAUGUAUUUUUUGAUACCAAUGUUGAGUCACCUUAAAUUUUGUGCCUCACCUCUCUGGUCUUUCUUUUUUGUACUCUACAUCUACUGAAUGUUGGAUAUUGAUUCAUUUUGAGUUUAGCUUUUUAUUUGUUGA
Camellia sinensis is the source of this 2455-nucleotide messenger RNA. Lineage: Eukaryota; Viridiplantae; Streptophyta; Magnoliopsida; Ericales; Theaceae. The record is from RefSeq and is a predicted model, not a curated record.